UGAUUCCUCUUGCUCGGUCAGUGCUGUGCGCUACCUCUAGCAGUGUGCUUCGCGUGUGUGCCGCGUAUCGCGUCGAGUGUUUUGCUUGCAGUGACCAAAUACCACACUCACUCACUCUCAUACACACAGCCACCCACCCAUGCUGGUGAGGGCGCAAAUGCAGGGGGAGGGUGUAGAACGUGGUAGAAUUUUGUGAAUUGCAAUCGCCCGCUGGCAGGAAAUCAAUCGGCCGAUGAUGUUUACUACGUGAACUGUUGUUUGGUGGCUGUUUGAUUAUAAAGUGUACAGUGAAACGAUGCGUGUGCAUAAGUGUGUGUGUGUUUGUGUUUAUGUAUCGUGAGUUUGUAAAUAUAGUAGUAGUCCAGCAGAGCAGCAGCAGCAAUCCACCAACACCCCCCUCUCCUCUAUAGGCUGUUCUUCUCCGGUGCAAUAGUGUGCAAUUGUAAAUACAAACGCGACUCUUCUUCUCCAACCAACAGUGCAAUAGAGGUGACAGUUGUAAUCGUGCCCAAGCAGCACUAAAUGGUUCGAUGCAGUGCUUGCGCGUGUGUGCGUUAUCGCUCCUUGAAGUGUAGGAGUGCGUGUCACAGUGUAUAAGUGCGGCCAGAGUGCGUGAUGUGAUUAGGUGCAACGGGGAGGUUUUUUUUGUUUCUUCAUUAAUAACAAAAAAAAAUAAGAUCAGUUCUUAAGUUAUGUGACACACCUCGCGCACCUGUUUCCGCUUUGGCUUAUUGUUUCGUUGCCAAGCGUGUGUGUAUGUGUGGGGUGCGAGCGUUUUGUUGUGUAUGCAUCAGGUGAAUGUGGUGUCGUCGCGUCGGUGCCGUUGUUGUGUGGUGUGGUCCACCGCUCGUGUGCAGCAGCAGUAGAUGGAAUCCGCCGCGUGCCCGUGUCUGCCCGCACGGUGAGACCAUGGUCCCAGCAGCAGCAACAACAGCAACAACAACAAUGGGCAUCAUCGUCCGGCGAUGGACGCGGUGUGUCAAGCCGUAAAGCCCCCGCGCGUGAGUGUUGUGCGGGGUUGUCCGUUCGGCGGGUGUGUAGUGCAAUGAUACGAUAAUGGUAUUGGUGCAUGUCGCAUCCUGCGCCACUACGCUACUUACCGUUUGCCGUUGCUGUGUAGGAGGCGCUCGCAGCGGGGCAGCGUCGACACCGAGCCCGAAACAACACAGAAAACCAACGGCCACAGCGAGCGCGGUGGCGUUGUGUUGAUGUUGUUGUGUCCCAGCGGAGGAGGAGGAGGAAGGGGGUGUCCCCGGUUGGCGAGAAAGUGGGCCGACGACGUGUUUCCAUCGCCAGUUUUUGCCCAUGCAGUCGCCAAGACGGGGUUAGGAAGGAGGAAAUGAAUCAAACGGUCGUGCGUCGUGAAUUUCUGUGUGUGUGUGCGUGUUUUGUGCAUCGACAAACAAAUCAUUUUCACGCUUGAUGUGUAGCGAAGUAGUAGCAGAGUGAAGCAAAGAAACAGCAUCACAAACCCGCGAAAGUGGGGGAGGGGAAGGGCACGCACGCGAAACAAUAAUACCUUGGCUGCCGCCCCGCGCGCGCGCGCGCCUUUGUGAAUCCUUGUGAAGUAGCUUGACAACAAACAAACAAACAAAUAAACAAACGUAAAACCCGAACCACGACGCACAGUAGCGACAACUGCUGCAGUACACAGCGGGCGGCACAUUACGACAACACCUUUGGGAAGUUUGCCGCAAGCUUUGACAAACACAGUCGCAAGGACGUGUGUUUAGUUCGGGAAGCAGCAGCGAGUCGCUAGGUGGCAGCUUAACCGUCAAAUCUGUGCAGUGAAGCAACAAAGUACAACAGCAAGGAUAGAUACUGCAAGACAAUUCGGAACAUUGAUAUACUCCGAAAAACGAUAUUUGUAGAACGAGACAGACGAAAAGUACUGACAUCCAGUACACGGAACCGUCGACAAAAUUGCACCGUGAUCAUAAUCGCUUUCACAAUGGCGGACACUGGUAAAAGGAUGACAGUGUUGUCCAUAUAGUGUAGAAGUCGCCAUAAAGCUAAUCGAGCGCCUAAAGAAAACAGGUUGCGCCACCAGAAGAUAGGAGAAGCGAACACAAAAGCAGCAUUUAAAAAAAAAAGCAGAAAAUAGCAUAUAUACAAACAUUAGCCAUAGGAGCGAAAGUGCCAAGCCUUGAUGCGGCCCGUUCUGCCCAACCUGCACAGCUGGGGCAAGCAUGAUACCGCAAAAACAACCGCCGCCAGCAUCAUCAUCAGCAUCAUCGUCGUCCUCAUCGCCAUCGCACUGUCAACAGUCCGUGAAUGCUAGUGUCACCGUGGCCCACAGCAACAGCUCCAGCAUGACAACGACCGUCGUCGCCGUUAGCACCGGUCCCGGAACGGCAGCGACGGUCGGUCCAUCCUCCGGGACAACGACGACGGUAGCAGCGGCGUCGUCGGCCGCGUCCGAGAAACCCGUCACCCAGAAUGCGACACCACGGCAGCACCCGAAAAAGCGCAAGUUCGAUCUUGCCGAGCUGGAGGAAAUGGAAUCACAUCGGCCGGUACCGCCGCCCCCGCUGCCAGUUCCACCGGCCGCCACGCCCGCACUGUCGCCUCCGGGCGGGUCCAACGGAGCGAAACAAGCGACAACACAGCCGAUGGACACCGGAGGAGGAGGAGGAGGAGAGGAUGAUAGAGAGGCCGGGAAUCGUGGUGUGCUGUACGAGCAGUCUGCUGUCGCAUCGCCACACGCAUCUUCUACCGGAAACAUCGCGGUAUUUAAGAACGGCGAGCCAGAGGAAAACGGAAGCUUUGGUGCGUACCAUCAUCAGCAACAGCAGCAGCAUCACCACCACCACUAUGGUGCUACCAAUGGUAGUUUUGGUAGGGAAGGUGACAGCCCUGGCAACCAUCAUGCCACCGACGUACGGACAGGCAACAGCAUUUCCACGUAUGAUGCGCCUGUGCACCAUUCGGACCGAUCGCACCGUGAGCCGGUGGACAGUCGGGAGCGGAUCGUGAUGAACUCGGUUAGCCACCGGUCGCAGCCAAGCAGCAGUCCCAGUCAGGGCCCGCAACCAGCAAGUUCACCCGCAAGCAACGGUGCCACGGUGGUACACAACGCACACCAGCACCACCGUGGCAGUCCGGGCGCAAUGAUCAAUCUCACCUCCGUCCCGACCACUGCAACGCUGCUAACGAUGGUACCGGCCGGUGGGAAGGCUCACCAGCUGCAGCAGCAGCAGCGUUCGUCGCUCUAUCCGCAUCAGCUUCACCAGCACCAGCAGCUUGCGUCGGGGCGGCAGAGCCCGGGCAUGAUGAUCGCUGCCAGUAGUAGCAUAAGCAGUAACACUAACAGCAGUACCAGUAGCAUUAAUAAGUGUAGCAGUAGCAACAACGGUGCCACCUUGACCUCUUCCCCCUCUCCCUCCUCCUCCUCCUCCUCGUCCACCAUCGCCACGAUGAAUCGAUCUCAGAGCUAUACCAUUUCCACGAUCACGCUGCAGCCGCAGCCGACCGCGUCGACGGCAGCGUCACCGUCACCCGGUGCCAUCGAAUCAUCUAGCCAGCUGCAUCAGCAGCAGCAACAGCAUCCAGCGAUCGGACACAAUCGGCAGAUACUGCUUGCGGUCGAUCCUGCCACAAUAAGGCACCAUCAGCAGCAGCAGCAGCAGCAGCAACAAAUUUUACGAUUGCAGCCUUCGUCCGCCACACCGGAGGCGUAUUACGUGAGCAGUAAGAAGCUGCACACGAUGCCAUCGUACGGCUCACCGGGAAGCUACAAACCUUCCCCGACGCCGCCAUCGGCCGUUAGCAGCGGGAAUGCCACAUCGACACCGUCGCCCGUCCAUCACCACUCGGGCCCGACGUCGUUCUCCAUGCCGCAGCAGCAUCACUACCAACAUCAACAGCCGGGUCAGCAUUCCCAGCAGCAGCAGCAGCAGCAACAACAGCAGUUCCGCCAACAGUCACCACCGGCACCUCCUCCAUCGUCCUCGUCCAGCACCACCGCUCAGCUGGAGCCAGUUCAGCUUUCGGCGGCCAGCGGGCAGCAGCAACAGCAGCAGUACAGCACUGCCCCCGUUGCACCCGCUUCCCCACUGAUCGACCUCAGCGAAUGGAUCAAUCAUCGGGUGCUGGCCCGCCGGAAAGACGUGUACGACUCGGGCCGCAUACGGGCGACGGCCGCCCCAGGGACCGUGGUCAUUGGGUUUGACGCGCCUGAAGGCAGCCAUCAAACGUACGAAGGUGUGCUGGACGAUGUGCACCGCCAGCAGGAUAUCAUCGACGACGUGUGCCCGGCGCUGGCCGAUCUGCAGCCGGGUGUGAGGGUGUGCGUUAGGGCUACCUGUGUCCAUCCGCAUCCCGUGACGUCCAACGGGGGGGACGUGUUUGUCGAGGGCAUUGUGAAGGAAGUGCACGGCAACAAGAAGCAGUUUUCGGUGCAGAUUGCGGGCGGCUCGAUCGCAGACAAGCAGGAGUUACGAAUAGUGAAACGGGUUGAUAUGCGCCUCCUGAAACCGCCCUGGUGGGACGAGCUGGAAGAUGCGCUGGACAGCUAUAGCGGUGGCCACACGGUGUCGGCAGUAGAUUGUGGCUCGAGCCGGCGUAACACACUCGAUCAUCAUCAUCAUCGUUCCCAUGAGGGAGAUAGUAGCACCGGAAAGUUACAACAGCAGCAGCCACCCGCCAUAGUAAGCUACGUCCUAGCAACGUCGACCAACAGCGAACAUCAUCUACACGGCAGUGGUGCCGGAACAGCAGGACAGCAACAGCCCGCCGGCACUGCCGCCACCAUCAUCUACACAAGUGGGGCACCGUACAAAAACAGCAUCAGCAUAACGCAGGGUCGUGGUGUGGCCAGUGCCGGCCUACGGUACGAUCCAUCGCUGGGCGCAGCAGCGGCAGCAGCAGCCGGAACGAGCGAUCAACAGCAGCUAAAGCAGCAGCUCCAUGUGCCAUUGCAAUUGCAGCAUGUUCUACCAUCAGCAGGAGCAGGAUCGGGUGAAGAGCAACAGCACCAUUACCGCAGCGCUGCCACCUCACCAUUCCAGUCCGUGCAGCUCACGAUCGGCAGCGCUGCUACGGAUCAUCGUGAUCGGGAUGGGGUGGAGACCGCACACUACACCACUGCUGCUGGUGCUGGUGCUCACGCGCGCUCUCAUUCGCUGCAUCACGUGUCGCAUCCGGUGCAGGUCGGGAUGUCUCCAGCGCCGGCCCACAGCAGCAGUAGCAGCAGCAACAGCAACACGAUCGGCAGUGGAGCUUCGUCAGCAUCAGUGUCGGGUGGUGGUGUCGCUGGUGGUGGUCCUCCCAGCAGCUCAGUAUUAAGGACGCUCAGUCCGGACGAUCUGCGCAUCGCGAACCGCAGUUACGACAACGAGAGUGACGACGAAGUGCGCAGCAGUUUUCCCAUGGAAGGAGAAGCGGAAAAAUACUCAGGUAGCAGCAAGCGAAGCAGUAUGCAAAGCCGUGGAAGUACCUCAAGCUUACUGGACCAACGAAGUACACCUCGAUCUCAACCUGCAACCCCAAGAUCUCAAGCGGCCACACCGCACCGGUUCAAGAAGGGCGACGUCGUUUCCACGCCCACCGGCAUACGGAAGAAGUUUAACGGCAAGCAGUGGCGCAGGCUGUGCUCGAACGAAACCUGUUCGAAGGAAUCUCAACGACGAGGCUACUGCUCGCGGCAUCUCAGCCAGAAGGGUAGCAAUGCGCUCCGGUCGUCCACCAGCUCGGUGACGAAUCAUUUCAACAGUAGUCGAUCGAGCAGCAAAACACAGCUAGACGAGGAAACAUCUAGAGAUUCGGAAACUUCACCCCAUUACCGUGUGGCGGGACGGUUCGAUCAGGACGAAACGGAUGCGGCCAAUAUGCUGGUAUCACUUAGCAGUUCCCGCUCAGCGACACCGAGCAAUUCGUUCUCCUCGCCAACCGGGCACGGAUCGUCCCCGCUGGCAACACAAUCGCCGGUAAUGAUUGGCAACCGGCAGAACCUGUUUCUGCCGAUCGGCAGCCCGGCACCGUCCAACGAUCCGCACGGCAGUAUCGGCAGUGGCGGCAGCAACAAGUACAAAACGAAUACUCCGAGCCCGAGCCCAGCGCACGUCAUUGGCGGCGGUAUCGGCAUCGUUGGUAGUGGCGGGCCUGCUGGCAGCGGCCAUCACCAUCAGCUGAUUCGACCGGAGUCGCUGCGGCCAACGCAACCGGCGAGCAGUGGUGCCGGCGCUGCGCCACCACCGACCGGUCACGCGACCAGCGUUAUACGUAUGUCGCCCCUGUACUCCCAGCAUUCGGCCCAUCCGUCGGCGAUUUACGCCAGCUAUCCUGUACAUGUGGCAGGCGGUGGAGGUAGCUCAUCGGCGGCACAAACGAUUAACGCUUCUUCACAGCAACAGACUGUAAGUGUGGAAGCUGUAUCGUCUAAUGGCGUUGCACAACACCAACAGCAGCAGCAGCAUCACCAGCAGCCGUCGCAACAUCAACAGCAGCUACAUCAGCAACAGCAAGAGCUGCAGCAACAGCAGGAACCGCAAGAGCAACCUCACGCGCUGGUAACGACCAGUCGAUCGCAACCGAUCUCCGGUCCGGCACAGCACGUUGCGCAAUCAGCGUCGCCGGCCGCCCUCCACCAUCAUACGAUCAUACAACAACAGCAGCAACAGCAACAGCAACAACUGUCACAGACGACCUCCCAACAACAGCACACAGUGUUAUUAACCAGUCAACAUCAGCAAUCCUUAACCGUGCCAAAAAACGGCAUUAGCACGGGUUCCACCUAUCAAUGGCAUGCAUUGCUUCCGAUCAUAAACAGUCCGUCGGCGAUCGCCAAGAGCAACCUCCAUCCACAUCAUCAACACCACCACUACGCGCACAUGGCGCACUCGCAGGCCUACGGACCAGCUGCUGCCGCAGCAAACACCGCUGCUGGCCCACCAUCAUCAGCGGCAACGACGGCGGCGGUUGCCUCGCAGCAACCAUCGCCGAUUGGAAGCUCCUCCGCAACGACAGCCAAGCCGUCGUCGGCGGGCGCAUCCUCGAUGGUCAUCGUGCCGUCGAAGGUGUACUCGCCUACGCCACCGCCUCCUCAGUCAGCCGCCGGGGAGGAGAUGGUUUCGAUCGACGACGACGACCAGGGAGACGAUGAUGUCUUUGAAGCAGAGCCCGUGAAAACAGCAGUACCCAGCACGAAGAACUCUACCGCACAAGGUGGAGCAGGAGAGCAGACAAGCAACCGGUAUGCGGCCGGUAACGGUAAUAAUGGUAGUGGUGGUGGUGGUGCCGGAAGCCAUCAACUGUUGCGCGGCAUGGACAUAGAAGCACCGGUCACGGUCACGAACAGUAAGACAAGUUCGGCCGAGAGUGCCGAAUCGAUCGCAAAGCGACGAACGCAAUCAUGCAGUGCAGCGCUGCAGGCCGCCGCCGCUGCAGCGAACGGUGGCAGCAGUGGCGGUGCCGGUGGUGGCGGAAGUGGCAGCGGUACGCCGAAGGAACCGCAGAGUCCGCUGAGCAACAAGAAGGACGCUAAAAUACGGCGCCCGAUGAACGCGUUCAUGAUUUUCUCCAAGCGCCACCGGGCGCUGGUCCACCAGAAGCAUCCGAACCAGGACAACCGAACGGUGAGCAAGAUCCUGGGCGAAUGGUGGUACGCACUGAAGCCGGAAGAGAAAACCAAAUACCACGAGCUGGCGAGCGAGGUGAAGGAGGCACACUUUAAGGCACACCCGGAGUGGAAGUGGUGCUCGAAGGAUCGCCGAAAAUCAUCCUCCUCAGCGAAGGAGGGGAUGGUUGGUGGCGGCGUGCCUGCGUCCGGCAGUGGGCCGGGCGGGUUAGCAUCAGCGGGAGGUAACAGUGGCCGGGGCCGCAUGGAUUCUUUCGACGGGAACGAUUCGUUCGACGAACGAAGCCCCAAAACGCCGUCCGACGUGGCAAUGCCUUCCGUUGGGGGAGGAACGUCGACCGGGGGCGGUAACGGAAGCCAGGCGAACGAUAUCAUUCCACUGACCGUUGCACCGUACAACACAAUUGACGAAACACCCGAACCAGCGUCCGGUGUGAUGAUGAUGCUGCCACCGACAACGACGGCCAACCACGGAUCCGUGGCUUCGUGCAACACUGGCAGCCAACAUAAUCCGGAACCGAUGGUUGUCGAUGCGGCAAGCCGCUCCUCCUCGCCGUCCCACCAACGGUACGCCGAGCCGGAGGGACGGGAAAAGAACGACGAACGGAUGGAUAUAUCCAUUACCGAUGAGCAGAUGGACGAGGGGGGUGAUGUUGCUGAAGACGAUCAGCCGAUGACGAUCGCGGACGACGAGUCGGUACCGCGAAAGGCACCACCGUCCGCGCAAUCAUCGAACGAUGUGGCGGAGCUCGAUCUGAAAUGUGCCGAAAAGGUAAGCGACUCGGAUGUGGAAGACAUCUCCGGCAACGCCAAGGGCAAACAAAACCAUGGGGAGAUGAGCUCGUCUCAAUUUACUGCUAGUUCUUCCACCAAGGUUUCACAAUCGACGGUUUCAAACGACUACCAUCACGGCAGCAAUGGGGAUGUAGCGACAGAUUACUCCAUAAAAACACUGACGACGGCAGGCAGCAACAAUGGUGGCCAACCACCAACAACACCCGGUGGGCCCAAUUCCGCUUCGCUCGACAACUCUUCCACAUCGUUACUGACGUGCAAACCGAAACCAAUCAAAGCGGGUGCGAUUGGCAACAGUACUACUACUGUUACUACUACUACUACUGCUACUACUACUGGCGGAAGUAACACCGCUGGUUCCGGUGCAGAUAGCAAUGGCAGCUGUGGUGGCAACAACAGCGUAACUGCUGGAAAUGGGGCCAGCGGACAGGGCGGUACCAUGUACCAGCAUCAUCACGCGCAUCCUCACCAUCACCACCACCAUCCGAUCGGGUACGCGUACAGCAGUCCGAAGAACCCGGUUGGUGUUUCACCAUUCCAGCCAACAGGAGGAGCAUUUAAAACGAUGCCACAAAGUCCGAAAACCCUGGGCAAGCAGGAUCAUCCAUCGUAUUUGCUCUCGCCAGCGCCAUCAACGCCGACGGCGUCCACAAUUAAGAUGGAACCGGCAGAAAAUCUAACCACCAGCAGCAGCAACGGCGGUACCACCCGUAGCAAUGUCGAUACCAUCUUCAACUUCUCAUCCGCUGCCAUAAAGGAACAACAUCUGCAGCAGCAGCAGCAGCAGCCAAACUCGCUGUACCACGGUGGGAACGAUCAGCAGCAGCAGCACAAAUUUCUACUGGCCGUUAGCAGCAGCAGCAGCAGCAGUGUGGCAGAGCCAUUGUCGGGCGCGGCGGCCGCAAACUCAACGUUGACCGUUACACCGCCGAGCAGCAGCUGCUCCUCGGAGGGUGGGGCAAGUAGCCUCAGCAACAGCAGCACCAAAUGUAAAUCGCUGUUAGAGUUUAAUCCCACCAUUUGUUACACGAUCUCGAACGUUAACGGUAGCCAUGCGACCGCCAGUAGCAAUGCAAACCAUAAGCCUAGUACUAACGCAAUAGUGAUGAGCAUGAAGCAAGUUCUACCGGUGCCAUCAUCCUCCGCACCGUCGUCCGUUGCUGCAUUGCCCACAUCGCUGACGAUGUCCUCGGUUGCAUCGUUACAUCCGCUGCAGCAGCACCAUCAGCAGCAGCACCAGCACCAGGGCGUUGGCGCUACUGGCGGGUUCUCGAUGCUGUCCACCAUCAGCUCGGGUAGCGGCGGCGGCGGUGGUGGUGUACUGGCAAACACCGUCACCACCAACGCGAACAGUGCCACUGACCUGACGACGGUACUGCCAGCGGCGAGCAGCAGCAGCAGCACCACGACAACCAUCCUUGCAUCCGCCGCCAACCAGCGUCUACCGGGCCGGCAGAAGCUGAUGCUGUGUCCACAGUUUGCCCUAGUCCUUCCCGAUCACCAACAGUUUACGCUGACCGAUCGCUCUAAGAUUUCGUUCGCGAAUCUUGCCACGGCGACCAUUAAACCGGCCCAGGGCAACACUAUCUUUGCCGCUGUCCCCUCCCCCUCGUCCUCCUCCGCAUCCCCUUCCUCUUCGUCUACCACCACCGUCGCAUUUGCACUAACACCGUCGCCAUCCUGUUCCGCAUCCGCUACUACUAUCACUGGCGCAUUGCGGCCAGCCGGCAGCAACGGAACCAUCCAGCCGCCGACGGUGGCACACGUGAAACUAACCAACAUCCUUCCGACAACAGUAACACCACCUACUUCAUCAUCCACCUUUUCAUCAUGUUCCAACACCUUCACCACCACAUCACAUUCUUCUUCUUCUUGGUCGUCGUCGUCGUCCUCGGCGUCGUCGGCGUCGUCGUCGUCGAGUGUGCUAAUCAAAACGCAGUCGGCAACGGGCGCAAUCGUGCCGAAUGGUAUUGGGGCCACCAACGCUGCCGGUGGCGGUGGCAUUGGUGGUGGUGGUGGUACUACUACUACGAUUAACGCGUCCAUUCCCGUACAAUAUUUGAUCCAAGGCAAAAUACCGAAUCUUCUCAUCUCCACAACACAGGGCUACCCGGCACAGAUUCAGCAGUCGCCGCAUCACCAUCCGCAGCAGCAGUACGCCACGAUCAAGCAGGAACCGCCGGAAUCGCCCGGCGCGAAACACUUGCUACCGGUAACGCCCACAUCCAACACUGCCGGAUCGGUGUACGGUAGUAACAGCAACAGUGGUGGUGGUGGUGGCUCUACUGUGCCCUCUACGGGUGGUAGCAGUGGUAACGAACGGGACGCUUCGAAUGAGGAGGAGGACAUGGAAGAAGAGUACGGCGAGGGUGGCGAUGGUGGCACAGCGGAUGCAGCAGCCGCCGCAGAGAGCAAACAGUUCAUUCUGGCACCGACGCCGGCGCAACUAGGUCGCGCUCCGCUACAGCGGCGUCAGAUGAGCAGCGGCGGCUGCAAUAGCAACAGCAACAGUAACAGUGGUAUGUUGCAAUCGGAGCAGCAGCAAUCGGCGGGUAGCAACAAUGGUAGUAUCACCCAGCAACAGCAGCAGCAGCAGACACCGAUGGAGGAUGACGGUGGUGAUGAAACGGCGAACACGUCGAACGAACAAAACAGCCACCACGCGCAUCACCAGCACCAUCAGCACGCCUCGAUGCCGUCCGCCCUGCCGACACCGACGUCCGCCUCCAUGGAGGACUACCACAGCCAGAUCUCGCCGUCCACCGCUAAGAAAGCCUUCUUUCGCAAGGCGAAGCCCGACGAUAUGGAUAACGUUCUGCGACAGGUUGACUUUGAGAAAAAGUUUAAAACACUACCCCAGUUCAAGCCGGAAGAUUGUCACUCACCCAGUGCCAUUAUGGCGUCGUCACCACGUGUGUUCACGCAAAACUAUCGUAAAAAGCAAACCACGACUCACAAAACGCUGGUGCCGGAUGAAGAUCAGCAUAACAAUCUGCAUUCGGAUGGCAGUGCGCCUCCGCUGUCCAGUACUGCCACCCCGUCCAGCUCGUACGUGAUCGGAAAUCGAUUUUUCGGACCGGAUUUCAACAUGGAACAGUACAAAGAAAUGUCGGCAGAAAUGGGCCGGGGAGCGGUGGGAACUGGCGCCGGAAUGGGCGGCGGUCCCGGUGUUGACGAUCGUUCGCCCCGAACGCCCAAAACGCCAUCGCAACGGUCGGUCAAUUCGGCGGAAGAAAAGGGUCACCGGAAGAUACUCGAGCAGCGGCGCAACCUGGUGGUGCAGCUGUUCAACGAGCACGGAAUGUUUCCGUCAACGCACGCCACCAACAGCUUUCAGUUGGCACACAGCGACAUAUUUCCGAACAAGCAGAGCCUGCAGCUGAAAAUACGCGAAGUGCGCCAGAAAUCGAUGGCCCAGCAGCCAGGUUUUACGCCACAGUCCGCUGGUCCGAUCACUCCGACCGAAAUUAGCGGUGGUCAGUCCGAUAGCAACCAGCAACAUUCGUUGUUGCAUCAGCAGCAGCAGCAGCAGCAGCAUACUCAACAGACACAGCUUCAUCAUCAACAGCAGCAACAGGAACACAGCAUCAACUAACUCUACUCGAUAGUGUGUCGGACGAUAGGCUUUAACAGUUUAACAGUUAAAGGUAAGAGCCCAGAAAAAUAGCUGACGAGCUGGUUUCCUCGCGUUACGAAUGGGAUGACAAAUAGUAAGCACGAAUACACGAUAUCAUCAAAAUACAAAUCAUCAAUUACAAAUUAGCGGGAAUGAUGCAACAAAGCGACGGGAAGCGAAGGAAAGGUGAUAGUGGUAGGUGGUAAAAAUUUAAGCUGCUAAAAGUGAACGAAGUAAUAUUGUGUGUAAAGAGAUGCCAGCGCGCUCACCACACAUUUGCGUUUUGUUUCGUGUUCUUGCGCAUACAACCUUCACUUUCCAAACGGCAAAGCAUGGUUUGAGCGCGGACAAAAAUGUUCUUCCGUUUAGCGAUUAAUGAAUUGCCAGAGUUAUAUUAUAGCAAAAGCAGCAAAGCAAGUUGGUUGGUUGGUUACGAACUUUAAGAAACGAGAAAAAAAACGAUUUAGAUCGCAAACGAUGAAGUAAAACUUCAUAUCCGAGUAGCAAACUUCUUCUUAACUAUAUACAAAAACAAUAACACUCUUUUUCCCGCAAUCAAUGCCAAUACAAUAACGCUCUACAAUAGCCCCCAAUUAAUAUAAUCAUCCUUACAGCAAUAAUAGUGUCGCCAUUCCUCCUGCUAUAUAGUUGCGUUAUACAGCAUAGGACCUCAUCAUACGUACGACAGAUCGCAGUUACAUACAACUGGGGCGAAAGCAAACAUUUAUCGCUAUGUUUUGUUCUUCUUCUUCUGUUUUUCGUACUGCAAACAAAUCAUCUACAAAACACACAUUCGCACACACGCAUACAAUAGCUUUAUGUUAGGGAGCUGCUUAAGUACGUCGUUUCUUAUUUGUAUCCUUGGCUAAGAGCUGCAGAUUGAUGUGUAAAGAGAGAAGUAAAGCGCACGCACGCAAGAUGUUGCAACUGAAUGUGUCUGUUCGUAUGCACUGCUCCCUUGUAGGGACAGUUUUGUGGAACAAGCAGAUUCCUUAUUAGCUCUUGUUUGUUUAGAGAGGACUCCAGUUUAUUGUUUUCGUUUAUUCUUUAUAGUCUAUGCUUACGACGCCGCAGCUGGCAGCAACAUUCGCACUUGAUGUGUGAUUGUUCACAGUGCGCGGUGGGCAAAAGUGUACAAAGCAAGCAGCAAGAUCGUGAUGAUGAUGAUGAUGUUGAUUGUGUAAAUUUACUUUCUGUGAAGAAGUUGUGUGCGUGCGCGCGUGUGUAUUACGCCACACCGAAUGUGAUGUAGUAGAUGUGUAAAGCGGAUUAUAGAAAACAAUUGCAACAAUAUGCUAUGCCGUACAUUAAAGAAAGUAUAUCAUCCAAAAUGACAAGUAGCAAUCAUGUUUCUAUAAUUGAUUACGAGUAACUUGAAGCAAGCUGUUCAAUUGAACGAAAGCAAAGGAAUGAAACGAAAGUACUCACAAAUCGUCGUAAACCACGUACACACUUUUCGUGUAGACGGGGAAGACAGUCAGCCAAGCCAGCGCGCGGGAGGAUCUAUCCGGUGAUUUUAGUUUUAGUAAAUCCUUAUCAAAAAGGUAAUAGAGAAAGAGCAAACGCGUUCUAUAAAAAGAAGUUAUUUUCUCCCGAUUAUUAUCUUAAGUUGAGAAGAAAAAGAUGUCGGGGAAGGUAGAAACGAAAGAGAUAUACACAGUGAGGGCUAUGGAGCAAUAUAUGAUAUCAGUGCAAGCGUGCACGACACAUCUGGUUGCUAACAGCAACCGAAAGAGGGUGAACGUGGUCGCGUGUUUGUAAUAUACUGGACAUCACGGGAACACAUGGGAUGUGUGUGAGUGUUUGUGUGUGUUUGGAUCCCUUUUAGCGUCUUUUCCCCCCUCCAUUGAAUGAACUUGAUUAGAAACAGCAACAAAAGUAUGUGGUAUUUGUAUUAAUGAAUUGGAUGACAGAAACAGAACAACCCUAAAAAAAAGGGGCCGCCAUUAUUGUUUCCAUUGUUUUCACACAAUUGGUAUAUCACACAUUGUUUGUUUGUGGGUGUUUAACAAGCAAAAGUACAACAAAUAUACUGAUCGUAGUGAAAUUUGCUGAAAUAUAGUAAAUAUAUGGAGCGCAGCUUUUCCGUCAGUUCGUCCUGUGUGUAUGUGUGUUUUUGAUAAUCAAAUUAGAGGAAAUGGCGUACGUGUGUGCACUUUUGUAACCGAGGUAUUUUGCCUUUGAUGAAUUGAUACCAGGCACUGUAAGAAGAAAACAAGUAAGAUAAGCAGGAAACGCUGUAUAGAGGGCGUGAAAAGCGACCAGAGGAAGGAGAAAUGUUUUUUUUUGUAAGUUACAUUUCUAUGAUUUAUUACUUUUCGGGUUUCAUCAAACCAACCAUACAGAAAGAGUACAAACGUAUUUGUUUACACAAUGAACUAAAUUAUUCCAUCCAAAUUUGAUCGAUUUUAUCGAUACCUUCUGGUUCUGGUUAUACUUUUUCGUAUUAGUUUCGCAUUGCGCUUGUGACUUGUUAGUUCCUUUGUUCCUUUUUUCUCUGUUCUCUUUUGUGUUGCUACUCUUUCGUUGUCUCUUUACUUUCAAACCAUUUUGCUUAAUAUUGACAACAGCGGAAAUGGCUGCCUACCCUCAGUUAGAAUGCGCUCACGUUUUUACAUAAAAGUGCAAACAUAAAGAUAUAAUGUUAAAGAUAAAAAAAACACACACACACACGCACCCGCACACACAAACACAAUCCGACACGCUUUUUGGUGGGCCAUACGGAGGAAAAUGGAACAUGUGUUUUUCACUCUCCGGGUUUAUUGAUAAACACACACAACACGACGCGUGCACUGCUGUGUUGCACGUUUGUUUCUUUUUAAUUAGUAGCGUAAGAUCGAUAGAAGAGAAAUUAUGACCACACAGGACACAGAUAGACAAAGGCUUGUUAUGAGCGAAAGAAGUGGCUGGCGGCAGGAGGAACUGCACGUUUGUUUUAUCUAUUCUGUUUUUAAAUUCAAUUGAGAUAAAGUAAAGCCACAGAAGCAAAUGAAAUUGCAAAGUGUGAAUGUAUUGGUGGAAAAAAGGAAACAGGCUGAAAAAGGGGGAGCAGCAACAAACACAAAUGCGCGUGAUUGUGUGCCCCUGCAUUGUGUAGUAUGCAUUAUUGACACAUCAAGAAGAAAAAAUACAGGAUAAUGAAUGAUAUGUGUAAAGUGUGUGUGUCUGUGUGUGUAGAGGUAAACCGCCAUUUGGCUAUUAGCGGAACGAUGCGGAAACAAACCACACAGCAAAAGUAAAUCUAGUAAACGAGUGAGCUACUAGCAACCACCCCCCCUUCAGUAGUUGUGCAAUUAGGAUAUAAGAAGGACACACCACAAAAUGAAGCUGCAUUGUGAAAAGAAUUAUCAUAUUGUAUAUGAUUGAUUUAUAGUAGAAAGCAUAAUUACUAUCUAGCGACAGAGCAUGGGCCAGAGCGGUUGAACAUAUACGAUAAUACGAUGGUACAUUUGUUGAACGAGAAUGUGUGUGGUGCGGGGGGCGAAAUCCGCAUAUUAGCCAAACAAACACUCCCAGCACCCAGCACAAGUCUACAUCAUCAUUCUGCUAAUCCCAUCAUUCACGCCCCAUCCUCCUAUCCCCUAUCCCAUACAUUAAGCAACGUUCGGAAAAAUUAGGCAAAUCACAUUUACAAUUAUACUCUUCUCUACUCGUUCCGCGCAAUGUGUGGACGGGGUGGGGACGGAUGGGGGGUAUAUGUUGUGUGUUAGAAAAGUAGGUUUGAUGGAAGCCACCGUGGCCACACACGCACACCCAUACACAAAGAGACUCAACAAACGGGCGACGAUGCUCUGAUAAUGAUGAUGAUGAUGAUGAUGAUGUGCUAACAUAAACAAAAACGAACGAAUUUCUGAAGUUUUCCUCUUCUCUAACUCACGAUGCAAACAAACAAAUAAACAAACAAACUGGAAUGUUGUAUACACAGACACACAAACAAACAAACAAACAUGAACGAGCAAGUGAGAGAUGCAUUAUAUACAUAAUAAUAGUGGAAAUGAAAUGACAAAAUGAUCACACAAAUUAAAUGGUAAAAUAGAAGAAAAAAAUAUGAUAAAACAACAAAAAACAAAGAAACAAACAAACAAUGUUAAAAUGCCUGUAGGGCGACCUGAGAAAUGUAAACAUUUGAUAUACAACAAAAUGCGCACUCGCUAACUGAUAACAAAAAAGUAAGAGAGGGAAAGAAAGAGGGUAUAUAAACAAAUGAUAGCAUUGAAGCAUAGAAUUCCAACGCAGAAGCCGCGCAGCAGCACACUCUCCUCUUUAUGUUACGGAGUGUUGUGGCUCUAGUAGUGACAAUUUGAGGAAAAAAAAGUCCAUAAAAAUAACAUAUUUUUACCCCAAAACAAAAAUGGAAAGAAAAGGUUUGUGUUAGUAGUUAAAGUCGAGAGGCCAGGUGCAAGUGACACAAAAAAAAACUCCCAAAUACACAAAUGUUGAAGAAAA
This is a messenger RNA of Anopheles arabiensis, 16433 nucleotides long. RefSeq names its product protein capicua homolog (gene cic). Gene Ontology annotation, biological process: regulation of transcription by RNA polymerase II. Gene Ontology annotation, cellular component: nucleus. The transcript has 18 exons. NCBI's taxonomy places the organism in Eukaryota, Metazoa, Arthropoda, Insecta, Diptera, Culicidae. Gene Ontology annotation, molecular function: DNA-binding transcription factor activity, RNA polymerase II-specific; RNA polymerase II transcription regulatory region sequence-specific DNA binding. Bases 2190 to 11966 code for a protein of 3258 amino acids. The record is from RefSeq and is a predicted model, not a curated record.